AAAUAAGUAAAAUUUACAGAAUCCAACAAAUAAACUCUUCGUCUUUCUCUCUUCCUCCUACCGUCCCGUUCCCCGGCCUCAGUUAGCCGACAACACUCGCAGAGCCGAAGCAGAACGAUAAAUCUAUUUAAGAAAUUCAAAAACUAAAAACUACCAAUAUAUUUUUAUUACUGAAAAAGAAUAUGAAAAGCUGGACUCUCUACAAAAGCACCAGCUCUUCUACCGUACACGCCUCAGCAAUUCCUCAGAUGCUCCAACUUUCUCUCAAACAGCGCUCUCUUUCACUCUAAUUUUCAGUGCUAAGCCAUCUCUAUACGGAGUUAGGGUUUCACGCCUAUGAUGUGAGACCUUAACUGAAGUUCUUAUAGGUUUCUUGAAGAUCCUUGGAAUUUGAGCAGUUGUUUUGUGUGUGAAUGGGGAAUUGUUGCAGAUCUCCGGCGGCCGUUGCCAGAGAAGACGUGAAAUCGAACUUCUCCGGCCAUGAUCACAAUAGGAAGGACGCUGGUGCAGGUAAGAAGGUUCCGAUCACCGUCCUCACUGAUGUUGCCAAAGAGAACAUCGAGGAGAAGUAUCUUGUGGACCGCGAGCUUGGCCGUGGAGAGUUCGGAGUUACGUAUCUGUGUAUAGAUCGAGAUAGCAGGGAGUUACUGGCUUGCAAGAGUAUUUCGAAAAGGAAGCUUAGGACGGCGGUGGAUAUUGAGGACGUGAGGCGAGAAGUGGCUAUAAUGAAGCAUUUGCCGAGGAGUUCGAGCAUUGUGACCUUCAGGGAGGCUUGCGAGGACGAUAAUGCCGUGCAUUUGGUGAUGGAACUUUGCGAGGGAGGAGAACUAUUCGAUCGGAUUGUGGCCAGAGGGCAUUACACGGAGCGGGCGGCUGCUGAGGUUACCAGGACGAUUAUGGAGGUCGUGCAGCUUUGUCAUAAGCAUGGCGUUAUUCAUCGCGACCUCAAGCCUGAGAAUUUUCUGUUUGCAAACAAGAAGGAGAAUUCACCUUUGAAAGCCAUUGAUUUUGGGCUAUCGAUUUUCUUCAAACCAGGUGAGAGGUUCUCUGAAAUUGUUGGGAGUCCAUAUUAUAUGGCGCCUGAGGUGCUGAAGCGGAACUAUGGGCCAGAAAUAGAUAUUUGGAGUGCUGGAGUUAUUCUUUACAUUUUGCUAUGUGGGGUUCCCCCAUUUUGGGCAGAGUCUGAGCAAGGUGUUGCGCAAGCCAUUAUACGUGGCAUAAUUGAUUUCAAACGAGACCCGUGGCCAAGCAUUUCAGAAAGUGCUAAGAGUCUAGUCAGGCAAAUGUUGGAGCCAGACCCAAAGAUUCGAUUAACUGCAAAGCAAGUGCUAGAACAUCCUUGGCUUCAAAAUGCGAAAAAGGCACCAAAUGUACCACUUGGAGAUGUUGUCAAGUCGAGGCUUAAGCAAUUUUCUAUGAUGAACAGAUUCAAGAGAAAAGCCCUCCGGGUUAUUGCUGAAUUCCUGUCUAUUGAAGAGGUUGAAGAUGUCAAAGAAAUGUUCAAGAAGAUAGACACUGAUAAUGAUGGCAUUGUUUCAAUUGAAGAAUUGAAAGCUGGACUUCAUAAUUUUGGCUCCCAGCUCAUAGAGUCUGAGGUUCAAACACUUGUAGAAGCUAUAGAUACUAAUGGCAAAGGAACACUGGACUGUGGAGAAUUUAUUGCUGUUUCACUCCAUCUACAAAGGAUGGCCAAUGAUGAGCAUAUUCGCAAGGCUUUCUCCUAUUUUGACAAGGAUGGUAAUGGGUACAUCGAACCAGAUGAGCUGCGUGAUGCCUUGAUGGAAGAUGGAGCUGAUGAUUGUACGGAUGUAGCCAAUGACAUCUUCCAUGAAGUGGACACAGACAAGGACGGGCGUAUAAGCUAUGAUGAAUUUGCUGCCAUGAUGAGAACUGGAACAGACUGGAGAAAGGCAUCUCGUCAUUACUCAAGAGGGAGAUUUAACAGUCUAAGUGUCAAGUUGAUGAAAGAUGGGUCACUAAACUUGGGGGAGUGAGUGAAUAGGUCCUAUCUCAUUUAUACAUGCUAGCUAGAGAAGUGAUAGAACAUUCCCCAUAUCUCUUGGAUUUCGCUUUCUUCAUGAUUAAUUCUCAGUGGAGGCCUUGAAUAUGAGGUGCCCUUAUUGCUUGGCGGUGACGUAUAUGAAGCAACUUUUGCACCUUAUCUGUCUCCCAGAGUUAGGUGUACAAAUACAUUGUCUGAUGCCAGGAAAGCAUGUAAGAUUCUGUCCUCUGCCACUUCGAUCUCGGGUGAGUGUUUCUGGUUGAGGAUGUGUUAUAUGUGUACUCUUCAAGGAUGUAAUCGGUAAUAUAUUAUGUCAAAGAGACACAAAAAUCACGUAGUGUAUUUUUUCGGCUUAAAUUACACUCACAUUGCUCACAUGGCCAGACUCUUGGUUUGGAAAAUUAAUGACAACUCUCUCAGAAAUUAGGUGUGUUA
Messenger RNA from Tripterygium wilfordii, 2437 nucleotides. RefSeq names its product calcium-dependent protein kinase 13-like. Gene Ontology annotation, cellular component: nucleus; cytoplasm. Gene Ontology annotation, biological process: peptidyl-serine phosphorylation; protein autophosphorylation; intracellular signal transduction. The coding region runs from base 414 to 1994 and encodes 526 amino acids. The record is from RefSeq and is a predicted model, not a curated record. Lineage: Eukaryota; Viridiplantae; Streptophyta; Magnoliopsida; Celastrales; Celastraceae. The transcript is spliced from 7 exons. Gene Ontology annotation, molecular function: calcium ion binding; calmodulin binding; ATP binding.